UUGCAGCGAGGUUUUGCCACAGCUCUUGUACACAACGGAUUCAUUUGCGAGCGUUCAUUUUUAAAUGAUAAAAAGAGACAUUAGGAUUAACAUUUUUUAUUAUUCAUUCUUCUAUCUCCGGACACUACUGGAUUUAAUUUAAUACGAGAAAGGGUUUGCAAAAGAAGAUCAUCAGAAAACACGGUUGUUUUAAACUCGAACCAGAACGGAUUUUAGUUCUUAUUGUGGGGACGUUUUACUUUUAAAGAAGAAAAUAAGGAAGCAAGAAGGAAACAAAGCGCAAAGGUGUCCCUUGGAUUCCAGGCACGGAGUAGCCAGGUCUCCACGGUCAGGCAGGGAGAUGUACCAGGGAUUCCCAGGCGACUUCGACUCAGGCUCCCGUGGCAGCUCGUCCCCCUCCGCCGAGUCUCAGUACCUUUCAUCCGUUGACUCCUUUGGGAGUCCCCCUGCCACCACAACAGCUCAAGAGUGUACUGCAGCAACGUUGGAGAUGCCAGGCUCUUUUGUACCCACUGUGACUGCCAUAACAACAAGCCAAGAUCUUCAGUGGAUGGUUCAGCCCACCCUCAUUUCCUCUGUGGCUCAGAGCCAACCUUCCGCUCCACCAACUAUGUCUCACCAAGCUCCCCUCGACCCAUACGAUCUUCCUGGUACCAGUUACUCCACCCCAGGUGGAAGCGGCAGCUACCCAACCCCUACUGCUGAGACCCCUGGGCCCAGUCGUCCUACACGUACUCGCACCAGGAGACCCCGAGAUGAAACCCUCACCCCAGAAGAAGAAGAGCGGAGACGUGUGCGAAGGGAACGCAACAAGCUGGCUGCUGCUAAGUGUCGCAAUCGCCGGCGGGAGCUGACAGAUCGGCUGCAGUCCGAGACUGACCAACUGGAGGAAGAGAAGGCAGAACUCGAGGCUGAGAUUGCCGAACUUCAAAAAGAAAAGGACCGCCUGGAGUUUGUGUUGGUGGCACAUCAACCCGCCUGUAAAAUUCCUUUUGAGGAGGACCCUCAGCAGCAGGAACAGCAGCAAGUCAGGCCUUCGGUGUCCAUUCUUGGCCUGGCCGUCAAAGAGGACCCUUUCUACUUGGCCAGUGCAUCUGUGCCAGCCGUUUACCCACCUCACCCUCAGAGCCAGCAGCAGCCAGGGCUGAUGUCGGACCCGGGCGCAGAGGUAGACUUUUCUAGUUCUUUCUUUGCGCACACUGAGCCUGUGAUGAGUGCUCCCUACCCAGCUAACUCCUCAUAUACAUCUUCAUUUGUGUUCACCUACCCAGAGGGAUCAUCGACCUGCGGAGCGAGCGCACAUCACCGGAACAGCAGUAGUGAACAAUCCUCAGACUCUCUGAGCUCUCCAUCUUUACUUGCUCUGUGAAAUGCAAAAACAAAAUAAUACCAUUACCAAACCUACACCCAUACUUCCUUUCUUCUUGAUACCUUCCUGAUUCCACGUAAAUGCACUCGCACACACACACACACGCACACACAUGCACACACACGCACAUACACGCACAUAAAACCAGCACCCCUGCACCCCGCAGAGACAUCCUCUCUCUUUGUUGUUUUGGUUGUUUUUAUUUUAUAUUAUUUUUCUAUUCAGUUUUGGUUUCUUGCUUGCCUAGACUUUAAUUCUUGCCUCUUCCAUCCGCAUCAGUCAUGCUAAAAACUCUAUUUUUAAGACAAAAAAAAAAAACUGAAUUUGUUCUUUUCAUACAAAAUUUGUCUUCAAUGGUGUCGCACUGCGUUUGUUUUUUGUUUUUGUUUUUUGUUUUGUUUCAUUUAAAGCAAGCCCCGGAGACUCCUGAACUGACAGCUUCGUCCGACACCGAGACAGCAUCCUCAACGCCAACAACGUCGGCUUCACCCUGGCUAUGAAAAAAAUAAAUAAAUAAAUAAAAAACAAAACAAACUAAAAA
Erpetoichthys calabaricus (reedfish) is the source of this 1910-nucleotide messenger RNA. RefSeq names its product FBJ murine osteosarcoma viral oncogene homolog B (gene fosb). Gene Ontology annotation, biological process: regulation of transcription by RNA polymerase II. Gene Ontology annotation, cellular component: nucleus. The record is from RefSeq and is a predicted model, not a curated record. Lineage: Eukaryota; Metazoa; Chordata; Cladistia; Polypteriformes; Polypteridae. Gene Ontology annotation, molecular function: DNA-binding transcription factor activity, RNA polymerase II-specific; RNA polymerase II cis-regulatory region sequence-specific DNA binding. Bases 341 to 1369 code for a protein of 342 amino acids. The transcript has 5 exons.